AUGAAUGUCCUUAUCUACAACGGCCCUGGUACUACACCUGGUUCAGUAAAACAUGUUGUGGACUCAUUGCGUUUAUUCUUAGAACCAUAUUAUGCUGUUAGUACUGUAUCAGCAAAGGUAUUAGAGACUGAACCAUGGAUGACGAAAACUGCAGCAGUAGUAUUUCCAGGAGGUGCAGACCUUCCCUAUGUCAAAGAAUGUAAACCAAUCAUCCCGUUAUUAAAGCAUUUUGUCUCGAAGGAAGGUGGUAUCUAUAUUGGCUUUUGUGCUGGUGCAUACUUCGGUUCGAGCCGUGUUGAAUUCUGUGUGGGAAAUCCAACGAUGGAAGUAUCAUCCAAUAGAGACUUACAAUUUUUCAAAGGUAUUGCUCGAGGUCCAGCAUUCAAUGGCUUCCAAUACCAUAGUGAAGCAGGUGCAAGGCCUGCUAAGUUACGUCUACAAGAUGGUUCAGUUUUUUCCACAUAUUUUAAUGGCGGGCCUGUAUUUGUUGAUGCAGAUCAUUAUGAAAAUGUAGAAGUCUUGGCCCAUUAUGCUGAAAAAGUGGAUACUCCAUAUUCAGAUAAUGGAAAAGGUGGUGAACCAGCUGCUAGCAUACUAUGUACAGUUGGGACAGGAAAAGCUUUAUUAGUCGGGGCACAUCCAGAAUUUGUUCCAAGUGUCCUAGAAAAAUCAGAAGAUAAGAAAUUUGUGUCAUCAGUUGUCUCUAUUCUGAAGAAAAAUGAAACGAAAAGAUUAGAAUUUAUGAGAUACAUCUUGUCGAAAGCUACUCUAAAAUGCAAUUCAACACUCCAGAAUGCAAAACUGCCAGAUUUGACACCGAUACUAGCAAUUGCAUCUCCUCAUAAUAAGAAUCUUAUUGGACAAUGGAAAGAUAAUUUAAAGAAUAUAACUGAUAAAGAACUACCUACAGAAAAUCAGGUUAACUUUAAAGACGAAAAUGAUAACUUUGAACUAUAUAAUGGAUUCACCAAUUAUGAUUUGGCAACUCGUCCUUUGGUGAACAAGGAUGUUAAUGCUGAUGUGAAAACUAUAAUAGUUCCAACUCAGGAUGAACUUUUCCCUCCUCCAGCUUUGACUCCGUCAUUCGAUAUAUCUAAGUAUUUUGCCACAUUAAGUCCUGCAAAUACCCUAGGUUCGUUCCUUCUAUAUGGUGAAGUUGUUACUUCCACAAGUGAGCUUCUAAAUACCAAUAAGUCACUUUUAUCGUCUCUCCCCGAAAAUACCGUCCUCCAUAUUGGAUCUCUACAAAUUUCUGGUCGAGGCAGGAGUGGGAACUCAUGGGUAAAUCCCAAGGGAGUAUCAGCAUCAACAGCUGUAGUUUCUUUACCUCUUCAAUCUCCAACUACUGGUGAUAACAUAUCUGUCGUUUUUGUUCAAUAUUUGUCUAUGUUGGCUUACUGUGAGGCAAUCGCAAACUAUUCUCCUGGUUAUGAAGAUCUUCCUGUUAGAAUAAAAUGGCCAAAUGACUUAUAUGCAUUGAAGCCUGACUACUAUUAUGAAAAAAAAAUGAGUCUCUUGGGGAAGUCUUUCGAUCCUAGCUUAGUUCCUUUGACUGAUAUUGACCCAGCUUAUGCUAAAAUAGCCGGUUUACUUGUGAAUACCAAUUUCAUCAAUAAUAAAUAUUCUUUGUUAAUAGGGUGUGGUUUGAAUGUUACAAAUUCAGAACCAACUACGUCAUUAAAGCAAUGGGUAGAUAUUUUGAAUGAAGAACGUAGGGUUAAUGGGCUCCCAGCAUUGCCGAAUAUUGAAGUUGAAAUAUUAUUGGCGAAGUACAUGAAUAAUUUAGAGGUUCUAUUGAAACAAUUUAUUGACCGUGGUGCAGCAAUUAUCCUUCCACAAUAUUAUAAUCUCUGGUUGCAUAGUGAACAAAUUGUUACAUUAACUUCAUUAGGAAAUAUAAGGGCCAAAAUUUCAGGAAUCACACCUGAUUAUGGUCUAUUAAUCGCCAAGGAAUUAGUCUCUGGAAGCGACUCAGAUUUUACAGGAAAUGUUUAUCAUUUACAACCUGAUGGUAACACAUUUGACAUAUUCAAAGGACUCAUUGCUCAAAAAGCCAUCUGA
Messenger RNA from Naumovozyma dairenensis CBS 421, 2061 nucleotides. RefSeq names its product biotin--[acetyl-CoA-carboxylase] ligase BPL1 (gene BPL1). Lineage: Eukaryota; Fungi; Ascomycota; Saccharomycetes; Saccharomycetales; Saccharomycetaceae. The transcript has a single exon. The coding region runs from base 1 to 2061 and encodes 686 amino acids. Gene Ontology annotation, biological process: protein modification process. Gene Ontology annotation, molecular function: biotin--[biotin carboxyl-carrier protein] ligase activity. The record is from RefSeq and is a predicted model, not a curated record. Gene Ontology annotation, cellular component: cytoplasm.